GCGCCACAAAGACCCAGCCUGGGGGGGGCCCCCCGCGGGUCUUCGACCACCUCAUGAAUAUUCAUCGGCUCCUGAAUAUUCAUCGACUCAUGAAUAUUCAUCGGCUCGUCAUGGUGGCCUCUGAUUCGUGCCUGGGGGCCGUCCCUGUCCACUCAGGGAGCGUGAGCAAACCCCGCCCCCCCCCCCCGCAUAGCCGCUCAUGAAUAUUCAUGAGCAUGUAAAUAUUCACCGCCCAAGCGGCAGGCGGGCCGGGGCGGUUUCCGCCGGGGCGCGUCCUCUCGCUCGUUUGCCCUUUAGCCCCCGCCCACGCGCUGAUCGCUCCCCCCUCGCACCCCGGAGGAGCCCCGCCCUGGGCCACGCCCCCUUGUGCUAGGCGCUGCACAUUGUUUAUUCCGUGCCUGAGGGUGGCAGCUGGAGGCCCCAGUCACAGACCAGGAGGAGCCCGGGGACCUUGGCGCGGGACAGACGCGGAACCAAACGACAAUCCCAGUGUCACACAAGACACCGGAGGGCCCAAGGGAGCAGUAUUCGCCAGCGUGAUCUGGCACACACCAGCAGCCGAACCCCUGUCACGUAUUCACAUCGACCGCGAGGCCCAGCUCAGGCUCCAGUGCGCAAGGGCUUCCCUUGGGAAAUUGCUCCGACGCGUUGGCACGGCUCGUGACCGACGGCAGGACACCGAGAUCCAGCCGAUAACACAUUUGUUGUUCCCACGCUCCUCUGCGGCUGCGAAACCUGGGAGACCUGUCGACAGCGCCUCAAGCGUCUGGGGAGGUAUCACCAGUGAUGCCUCCGGAAGAUCCUUUGCGUCAGGUGGCAAGAUCGCCGCACUAACGCCAGCAUCCUCGCUGAAGCCAAUGUCACCAGCAUUGAAGCAAUGAUCCUCCUGCACCAACUUCGCUGGGCUGGACACUGUGCGCGGAUGCCAGACUCUCGCCUCCCAAAACAAGUCCUCUGCUCUCAGCUCGCCCGUGGUCAGAGAUCCCGUGGUGGUCAGAGGAAACGCUGCAAAGACACACUGAAAGUGUAUCUUAAGAAAACUGAUGUGGACAUCACAAACUGGAGGAGCAAGCCACCAGCCGACCCCGAUGGCGCCAUAUCCUUCAUCAGGCAGUAGCCCGCUUUGAGGAGAAGCACCUUGCCCUCAAAGCUGAAAAGAGAGAGAGAAGGAAGGAAAAAGAAAGAACUAACUUUCUCCCAGCAGGCAGCUGGCCUGCCACGAAAUGUCUGUACCUUUAGGGGAUGGGUUUGCAGUUCCAGGAUCCGACUUCUGAGUCAUCUCAGGACCCAUAUGUAAAUCCGUGCCCCAGUGCCAUGAAGCCAAGAUCUGCAUGUGGAAGUACCUGGACGUUCACUCCAUGGACCUCAUCAACAAAGCGCAGACCACCGACGAGCUGAAGAGGGUGCUGGCGGAGCUGUUCCAGCUGCAGGGCUGGGAAUCGGACCCACGGGCCGCCAUCUUGCUGGAUCUCUACUUCUACACGGUGCAGUUCAGCCGGGAGCACAGCUUCAGCCGGGAGCAAAGCUCCGCCUUCUUCACCAUCGUCAAAGACACCCACGAGGCCUGUGUGGAGACACCCCUGCCCAAUGUGGAGGAAUGUUACCGCUACUUCACCGAGCUGCUCUUCUGCCACGCCAUACGGCGGCCUCCAUUCAGCAUCGACCUCUUCAGCCAGGAGCAGCUGGCACUCAUAAGCGACUAUGUGGUGAACACCUACUUCCGCCACUUCAAGCUGUACAAGUACGCCUUCACACCGCAGAUCCGGCUGGACAUAUCGCUGUCCUACGUGGGAAUGCCAGAGCCGGAGCCCGCGGCUGAGCUGGCAGGAGAGCUGGGUGAGAGCGUGACGGCGCCUGUCCCCCCAGUGCAAGAGGAGGAAGCAGACAGUGGACCUACAGCCCCCAGUGAGAGCCCUAGGGCCCCGCUGCGGGAAUACAUCUCGGCUCAACUCUGCCAGGAGAUGGCCCAGCUGCGGCUGGCAGUGGAGGAGCAGCUACGGGCCAGCGAGGAACAGUUCAACGCCAAGCUGGCCCUGCUGGAGAAGGUGCCCAACUCCUCCAAGGGGGGCGGCCGGGGCCGCCGGAAGUGAGGGGAGAAAAGAGUGCAAUAAAGGACUCCAAUUCUA
Molecule: messenger RNA, 2126 nt
Organism: Caretta caretta (loggerhead turtle)
Lineage: Eukaryota; Metazoa; Chordata; Testudines; Cheloniidae
Gene: CFAP119
Product: cilia and flagella associated protein 119
Source: RefSeq, a predicted model, not a curated record